This is a messenger RNA of Prunus armeniaca (apricot), 321 nucleotides long. The record is from the annotation of a GenBank genome assembly. NCBI's taxonomy places the organism in Eukaryota, Viridiplantae, Streptophyta, Magnoliopsida, Rosales, Rosaceae.
AUGUAUGUUUACGAUCGGGAACAUGUGUUUCCUACACUAGCAAAUCUCAAGCAUUUGGAAUUAAUACUUUUUGCUGAGUACCGUCUGGCUCUUCAUCAUUUAACUUCUUUUCUGAAAGCAUCUCCUUUCUUGCAAAGACUCGCAUUGAAGUUGGAUUUCUCCCUACACAUAGACGGUAGAAAAAUAAAGAAAGCUGUUAAAUGCCCCCAUCAUUACCUCAAGCUAUAUCCUAUUGAAACGUAUCCUAGUGAAAUGGAUAGGGGAAGUAAAGAAGGCGUUGAGGAAGCGAAGGCAAGAGAGCAUGCCAUGCAACUCGUUUGA